This is a messenger RNA of Anopheles aquasalis, 1056 nucleotides long. RefSeq lists its product as uncharacterized. The record is from RefSeq and is a predicted model, not a curated record. NCBI's taxonomy places the organism in Eukaryota, Metazoa, Arthropoda, Insecta, Diptera, Culicidae.
CAAGAGCCGCCCGGCGUUCGACUCGGCCUUCAGUCGCAUCCAACAGCCCCAAUUGAACAGGCGCCAAAAGUAGCAGCAGCAACAUCACUAGCAAGAUGGCAAACCAACUAGUCGGCACGAUACCGGAGUUUACGGUCGAACUGGACGACUGGAACGUGUACUACGAGCGGUUGGAGCAGUUUUUCGAGGUGAACGAAAUCGCACCAGAGAAACGGAGUGCAUUUCUGAUCAGCUGCAUCGGUAGCCAGGCAUACAAGAGUCUGCGUGACCUGUGCCACCCAGCCCUGCCCAAGGAUCGGCCGUUCGAGGAGUUGUGUGAGUUGCUGCGGAAACAGUUCAGUCCCCAGGUGGCCAUUUUCCGCGAGCGGACACACUUUUACAACGCAACGCAGUCCGUCGGCGAGAACGUCACGCAGUGGUACGGGCGGUUGAAGAAGUUGUCGGUGGACUGCAAGUUCGGUUCGAAUCUCGAAGCCGUUCUGUUGGACAAGUUCAUCACGGGACUGAGGCCGGGACAGGUGUUGGAUCGGCUGUGUGAGGAGAACGAGACGCUGCGGCUGGAACAGGCACUCGACAUUGCCAUCAACAAGGAGUGUGCGGUGAAGGAGAGUGCCUAUCUGGCGCCACCAACGGCUCCCCAUUAUGGUGCCGGUGGAAUGCCGUUGGCCUGUGGACAAUGUAUCUGUGGUGGUGGUGCUAGGGGAGCACCCAGCGAGGAUGGUUCGUACUGUGGUGAACAGGCAGCCACAGCACCGGCACGAAGCAAAGGUCGACCGAGAAAUCGACGCCGAAACCGAGGCGGUGGAAACGCGGACGAUCAUUCCCGGGCCGGGGAUUAGCGGGCAGGUUCGCGGGUGUUCUUGUAAGGCGUUCAAGGGCGCCAGACUUAGGAUUAGGAGAGGUGGGGCUGUGCAGGAUGUGCCAGGGAUAAAUAAUGAAUAUCCUUCGGCAAACACUCUAGGGUAUAACGCGAUGAGGAGGAGUAUUUAUAAUUAAUAACAAAUAAUAAUAAAAGAAAACAUCUGCAGUAUUUUAGUACGCACACAGAAACGUAAA